AUGCAAGCACAAGCGGCAUUUCGAAUGUUCACCUCAGUUGAAACUCAAAAUAAUCUUAAUCCCGUAAACUUAGUUACUUACCCUAAUGACUUUAUUGGCGUUCGAUUAUCUUAUAAUUUAACUUGUUCAAAUAAUACUAUUACAAUAAUUCCUCUUCGUUUCAUUUCUUUAAAUGGAACGUUUAAUAUUGUAAAUUUAAAUUAUACUUUACCUCCAGUUAAUUAUUGUCCUACAAAUCUGACAAAUACUACCUCGUCAGACAAAAUUAAUAUUUUUACAUUACCAGAUAAUUUCUUAUUAAUUCGUCAUUGGAGACUCCUUGAUGGCUCUUCAAAUAUGGUUGAAUAUUAUGGCCUUAUCACUUCAAAUUUGGGUUUUAUAACAAAUAA
Scutellospora calospora is the source of this 389-nucleotide messenger RNA. NCBI's taxonomy places the organism in Eukaryota, Fungi, Glomeromycota, Glomeromycetes, Diversisporales, Gigasporaceae. The record is from the annotation of a GenBank genome assembly.